Pseudomyrmex gracilis is the source of this 1661-nucleotide messenger RNA. It is a transcript of the gene T3dh, whose product is annotated as probable hydroxyacid-oxoacid transhydrogenase, mitochondrial. The coding region runs from base 148 to 1569 and encodes 473 amino acids. Lineage: Eukaryota; Metazoa; Arthropoda; Insecta; Hymenoptera; Formicidae. The record is from RefSeq and is a predicted model, not a curated record. Gene Ontology annotation, molecular function: metal ion binding; alcohol dehydrogenase (NAD+) activity. The transcript is spliced from 8 exons. Gene Ontology annotation, cellular component: mitochondrion.
GAACUGGCCGUGAUAAUAAGUCGAGAGAGAGGCACGAGAAGUUCGUGUAGAACGUAGCUUCGUAAUAUUUUCCGUCGAAAGACGUGCGCUAUAAUUCGUUGCACGAUAUUGUGUCGCAUUUAAUCAAAAUUUAAUUGCGCGCAAGAGAUGCUACCGAGACGACGGGUUAUCGACCUCCUCCAAGUUAUUUCAUCUCAAUCAUGCAGGUGUCCGGCUCACGGAAAUCCAGGAGUUAUCGGUGUACACGAGCACGGAAAAGCUCGAAGUACCGCGGCAAAUGUCACACUAAACAAAGAGUAUGCAUUUGAGAUGGCUUGUUCCACGGUGCGUUACGGAGUGGGAGUGACGAGAGAAUUGGGAAUGGACAUGCAAAAUUUGGGAGCGAAGAAAACGUGUCUGAUGACCGAUUCCAAUUUGGCGAAUUUAGCUCCCGUAAAAACCGCCAUUGACAGUCUUUCCAAGUACGGCGUACAAUUCGAGAUUUACGAUAAAGUACGCGUGGAACCGACUGAGCAGAGUUUGCAGGACUCGAUCGCGUUUGCAAAGCGUGGAAACUUUGACGCUUUUAUAGCGGUCGGCGGUGGUUCCGUGAUGGACACCUGCAAGGCGGCGAAUUUGUACAGUUGCGAUCCGGACGCCGAUUUCUUGGAUUACGUGAACGCGCCGAUCGGAAAGGGAAAACCGAUUCGAGUUCCUCUGAAGCCGCUCGUCGCCGUUCCGACCACUUCCGGCACCGGUUCCGAGACAACCGGUGUAUCCAUUUUCGACUACAGACCGUUAAAAGCCAAAACGGGAAUCGCAAAUAGAGCUCUGCGCCCGACAUUGGGAAUCAUCGAUCCCCAGCACACUCUGACUUUACCGGAGCGAGUGUGCGCUUAUUCCGGUUUCGAUGUGCUCUGUCACGCUUUGGAAUCGUUCACCGCGAUACCCUACACCGAACGAACGCCGUGCCCGACAAAUCCGAUUCUGAGACCGGCUUAUCAAGGUAGCAAUCCCGUCAGCGAUGUCUGGGCGAGAUACGCUCUGCAAGUUAUGCGCAAAUACUUCAAACGGGCGGUUUACAAUCAGGACGAUCUGGAGGCGAGAAGCCACAUGCAUUUGGCGAGCACAAUGGCGGGCGUUGGUUUCGGUAACGCGGGCGUACAUCUCUGUCACGGACUCUCGUAUUCCAUCAGCGGAAACGUUCGAACUUUUCAGCCGAAGGGAUACAGCAAAGAUCACCCGAUAAUUCCUCACGGUUUGUCUGUGGUAAUAUCGGCGCCGGCUGUGUUUUCGUUUAUCGGAGGCGCGUGUCCGGAAAGACACUUGGAAGCUGCGGAGUUACUCGGCGCGGAUAUCAAAAACGCGAAACGAGAGGACGCGGGCAGAAUUCUGGCCGACACGGUGAAGGAGUACAUGCGCGUCAUGAAGGUCGAAAACGGUUUGACGGAACUCGGCUUCGAGAAAGGAGACAUUCCUACUUUGGUUCAGGGAACUUUGCCUCAGCAUCGCAUCACGAAAUUAGCGCCACGUGACCAGUCCGAAGAGGAUCUCGCGCAAUUGUUCGAAAAUUCAUUUACCAUUUACUGAUAAUCGUUGCAUAACAAAAAAUCCAAUAUUUUGAUAAUUGUAUGUACAUAUGCCAAAAACUGAUAAAUAAAGAUGUUAUUUUUUUAUUGUUA